Messenger RNA from Danaus plexippus (monarch butterfly), 827 nucleotides. RefSeq names its product translationally-controlled tumor protein homolog. Gene Ontology annotation, molecular function: calcium ion binding. Lineage: Eukaryota; Metazoa; Arthropoda; Insecta; Lepidoptera; Nymphalidae. Gene Ontology annotation, cellular component: cytoplasm. The transcript is spliced from 3 exons. The record is from RefSeq and is a predicted model, not a curated record. Bases 129 to 647 code for a protein of 172 amino acids.
AUGUUGAGCUUAUUAUAAUGGCAACACUAUUUCCUUUCUUUCUUUUUACGGCCUUUCCGGUUGAGUUCCUGGGGCUGGGAGCCGUAGUUUCGGUUUUUAUUAUUUUUAAUCGCCCGUAAUCCUACAAAAUGAGGAUCUAUAAGGAUAUUAUUACUGGUGACGAGAUGUUCUCGGACACAUACAGAAUCAAGCUGGUUGAUGAAGUAAUUUACGAAGUCACCGGUAAACUGGAGUCAAGAACAGAGGGCGAUAUCAAACUUGAUGGUUUCAAUCCUUCAGCUGAAGAAGCCGACGAGGGCACAGACUCGGCGGUCGUUAGCGGUGUAGACAUUGUCCUGAACCACAGGCUUGUGGAGACUUAUGCCUUUGGUGACAAAAAGUCUUACACCCUGUACCUUAAAGACUACAUGAAAAAAUUAGUGGCAAAAUUAGAAGAAAAAUCCCCCGACCAAGUAGAUGUUUUUAAGACUAAUAUGAACAAAGUUAUGAAAGACAUUCUCAGUAGGUUUAAGGAUCUACAGUUUUUCACGGGAGAGUCUAUGGAUUGUGACGGCAUGGUCGCCAUGCUGGAAUACCGUGACAUUGAUGGCGUCUCCACCCCCAUCAUGAUGUUCUUCAAGCACGGCCUCGAGGAGGAGAAGUUCUAAUUCCAUAAGUGAUACUUUUGACAAGUCCAGAGCCUAAUUACUUUUUUUAUUUAUUUACACCAAUCAUGUCCGCUCAGCAGUUAACCAAACCGGCUUCGGCUACUCCCCAUCAAAGGCUGAACUUUUGUAAAGAAUAAAUGUUGCAUAUUAUUAAAAUAAAUAAUUUAAUGAACAACUGAA